UGCCUAGACUGCUCUCACGCACUCAACCCCCUCCCCUUGACUACGAAGGAGGAGGAGCUGGCAACACAGUGGUGGAUGACUGACUGUUGUCGCUGAGAACAGUCUGCAUGCACAGGUUUUGUUUUGGUGUUGUUUCUAGCCAGUGUGUCAGCGUCACUAUCACGCUCAUAUUUACGUUUUUUCUCUCCCUUGGUUCAGUUUGCUAUCCUCUGCACAUUAUAAACCGAUAUUGUGAGCGAGGAGCACAUUCGGCUCGUGCGGAUACCGGCUAUAUUUCGCGGGAAACAGGCAGGUUCAGAAGCAUCGUACAAUCAACACAGCCAAUCGAAUCACGCGUACGACCACUGUCCAACGGAAGGCCUUCUUCUCCAUACUACUCCUGUUCAAGGUUAUUGGAUCCUUUUGGUGUCAAAUUCAUGAUCGGAAACCUCCAGGUUAAAAUGGAAGUUGCUGUGGCAGAAGAGAAGAAGAAGAUAUUCCGAGCCAGGAAAACCAUGAAGAUAAGCGACCGCCAGCAACUGGAGUCUCUCCACAGCACAUUGUCGUCCCCCGUCCCGCCCCUGUCCAAUUCCAAUUCCAGCUCUCCCCCUCCCCGUAGCCCACUGACGAACGGUACGCACACAGAGGAUGCACAGAGGGGGGCAGACAGAGAGCAAAACGACGUUGCGGUGACGUCUCGUUCCACAACCCCAGUCCCCCCUACCUCCCUGACCUCUCCAUCCCCUCCCCUUGCUCUGUCCCUAUCGUUGUCUCCCUCCCCACCAACCUCCCAAAGCCCCAAAGCCAAGGAAGAUGCCACUCCCUCCCCCUCAUCGCCAUUCCACAACCUUAACGACGUGCUGAAAAAGAUGGAGGAAGAGGGAAAGAAAAAGGAGUGUUCCACGUCCCCUUCCAAUAAGGACAAGGAAGGAAAGGAUACAGAGAUGGAGGUGGCAAAGACGGACGAGAAAGAAGAGAAAGCACCUGAGAUAGAGAAAGAGGAGGCCUGCACUACAACUGGAAAGAGCCAUGAGGACCAAGCCCCUAUGGAUCAGUAUCCUCUGGACUCUCCGUUCUCUCCCGUCUCGCUCGCCACGUCUGACAAAGAGUCUGGGAAGGAAAAGAGGACAGAGCAGAAAGAAGACACCGUGGCCAUGGAAACGGAAACGGAUACGGACAAGGACCAUACAGAGACCAAGGCCUCUGAGACCUCCACUUCCACGGAAGAGAGACCUUCCUCCCCCAAGGCCGCUACCAUGGCCUCCCCUGUCCGCACCCCCUCCCCCUCUGCUGCCCCUGAGCCGGAUCAGGACAUCAAAGAAGAGGUGGUAAAGAAGGGAGAGAAGAAGAAAGACGAUAGUCAGAAAGAGAAGGAAGGAGUAAUGAAGGAGGAAAAGAUGGAGGUAGUUUCUGUGAAAAAGGAGAAACAGAAUGUUGCCGGGUGUUCUACCUCGUCUCUUGCCUCUUCCACCUCUACAUCCACAAGUGACAAAGGGGUGAAGGUGAAGGAGGAAAAGAGCUCCUCUUCUGGACAGAAGCGUCCCCUGUUGGAAGGUGACGAGAAAGAUGGAGGGAAGGUUGAAAGAGACGGGAAGAGGCAGAAGGUGCAGGGCGUGGAGUUGGAAGCUCAGCUCGAGUUGAAAAUCACUGCGAAAGGUGGCAGUCGCCUAAAACUUGAAAAGGUUCUGCAGAAAAUGGUUGAGGAGCGGUUGAGGGCGCUGCAGCUCACCGUCUUCGACCAAGGUUUACAGGAGCUAAAAGACCGGGUAGAAAAGAUUGAUUGUGCCACAAAACACCAGAGCACCCUUAACACACUACAGGCCAAGAUUGCCAGAUUAGCAAAGAAAUUCGGAGAAGCCAACCAGGCCUCGGAGAACAAAAGAAAACAGGAGGCGCUAACGUCCCCUGUUGCCAAGACUGCACCUGCUACAAACACCAUUCCGACACAACGGCCAGUAGCAACUGUUGUAAAGCAGCCCAUGACCAGCCCAGUCUCUACCAACCAUACAGUUUCUCCGGUGAAGCAGGCCAAACCUGUCCCCACUACCACUACGGCCACUGCCAUGGUAACACAGGGCUCCAUUCUGCAGCUGAUCCCCACCUCCUCUAGCUCUGCCUCCCUGUGCACCGUCACCUCCCAGAGCGGCCCCACCGGCACCCUGCUCCUCAAGACCACCUCGGGCUCCAACGUGGUGGGCCAGAAUGGCCAGCCGCUCCUCAUCCAGCUUCCUCUCUCUGCCAUGGCCAACGGCGGGGCGGGAACCCUGGUCAACAUUCCUGUGUCCUCCUUCGCCGCAGCCAACUCGCUCAACAAGGCCAAGACCACUACUCCCACCACUACCUAUAUCCUUAAGGCCGGCCCCACCACCUCCACCAUGGCCGGCCCCACCACCUCCACCAUGGCCUUGCAGCCCAUCUCCUCCACCACCCAGCUCUCCCCAGCCAUGUCCCCAGCUCAGAUGACCCUGGCUCGGGCUGUGUACCAGGGGGGCACUGGGGGGAUCAGUACGCCCAGUGCUGGGAUGUCAGUGACCACAGCCAGGGUGCCUGUUCAGGCGUCCUCUGGUCCAGCCGCUACGGGCUCGGCAGCUCCAGGACCUCCUUCGGGGACAGCUAUGACGUCAAAGACAGAUAACCAAGCAACAAGCUCUACUCCAAACAAAACAGGGGCUCGAACCAAAGGCUCCUUCAUAGACCUCACUGAGGAGGAGGAGGAGGAGGAUGAUGAUGUGCUAGUGACUGGUGUGAGAAAGGCCAUUACGACUGCGGUAUCGUCCUCUUCAGUUACCCAGCGAUCUACUGGACCUCCUCCGCUGAUCAGCACUCCUAGUGGCACAACAUCAAGAGCAUCUCCUCAACAGUCAGUUGGUGGUCCUCAUCUGACAGUUCACUACCGCCCCCCUCUGAUGCCAUUGUCUAAUAAGGAGAGGGCUGCACGGCACAGACAAAAGAUUAACGCAGAUCCAGUUGCUAGGGAGGAAAGACUAGCCAGAAGAAAAGCAAGCUAUCAGAGAAGAAAGAAGGAUGUCAAUCCUGAUCAUCCACCGAUCCAUACAAUGACACAAUCUGAUGCGGAAAAAAAGAGGGAAAAAUGGAGAUUAAAUCAGAGGAGGCGGCGUGAAAAAAAUAGAACAAAUUAUUGUGGUGAUGAAUUUAACUCCAGUGUCCACUGAAGGAAACUAUUUUGAGCAGCCCCCUGAACAACUUGUACAACAUGAACCUGCACCUCCAGAGCUGGUGCAACUAUUCUUGACUCCAGAACCUUGAGCAGCCCCCUGAACAACUUGUACAAGUACAACAUGAACCUGCACCUCCAGAGCUGGAGCAACCAUCCUUGACUCCAGAAUCUUGAACCUCAAUCUCAAACACUGGAGCAACCACUUGCUUCCUCUACUCUAAAAAAAGUGAAAAGGGUAUCAUAGCGUUGCAAGCGGCUGCAAAAGGAAAAACGAGAACUAAUGAAGAACAUUCUCCAACUGGAAAUGCAACUAAAACAAUCGCAACAAAAAAGUGACAAAUUACGAAAGGGCAUGCAAAGGUCAAAUAAAUUCAAAUGCUGAAAAAUACAGGCCACGAGGGAAAAAUAAAAUGUCUUCAGUGAGGAAAACACUGGUCAUUGCAUUUCUCAAUAGAGAUGAAAAUAGUGGCCUUUUCUCAGGGAAGAAAGACACUGUCAUGCAAAAGAAGGUUUAGAGGUGCAUACUCAUGACAUCUCUAAAAUAACUCAAUGCAGAGUACAAUUCAGAGGUGGAUGGGACACUCGCUGUCAUAGACAGUUUUUACGACUGUGGCCAUUUUGCAUUACAGAGCAAAAGGCACAUGACCUCAACGCCUGUGCGUGUCUCAAUCACGAGAAUGUGAAACUUCUAGUUGACAGGUUGAGCCAAAGUGGGUUGCUGCAAACCUCAAGCGUUUCCGAGUUACUGUCUUCCAUUGUCUGUGAUCUCAAGAACAAGCAAUGCAUGUACCGUCUUUGUGCAAAGUUAUGCUAUGAUGAAAUAGAGCUGGCCCUACCUGAAGAGAAUGACUAAUUUCCUGGCAACAGUGGCAAAGGGAGAAAUCGAGCAAUGGAGAAAGGUCCUUCUCAAAUUUUGUGGGAAAAAAAACAGAUGGGCACGGGGCUCGAUCUGGUUAAAAACUUAAACAAGUAACUGGAUGCUAUUGCGAGGCACCAGUUUAACUGGCUGCACCAAGUUGAGCAGUGCUGAAACUUAAAAGACACACUUAAAGAACACAAGGUUGUAAUCCGCAUGGACUUUUCUGAAAAUUAUGCAUCAGCUGCAUACAGAGGUUCAGGCUUUUCAUUUUGGGGGCGGCCGUAAGAAGGCAACUAUUUACACAAGUGUUGUGUACACACCACAGGAAUGACAAUCCUAUGCCUCCAUUUCAGAGUCCCUCUGGCAUGACGAGCGUGCCGUGUGGGCUCAUCUGAAGCCUGUCUUGGAUGAUAGGAAGGGAAAAAAACAUCCCCGACUCCACUACAUGCAUGAGUGAUGGCCCCGUCACGCAAUAUAGAAAUAAAUAUAAUUUCUACCUCCUGAGCACGGUGUCAUUUCUCAUGGGGUUCAAAGAGGUAAUUUUUCUGAGAAGUCCCACGGAAAAGGUGCACUCGAUGGGGUUGGUGGUUCGGUUAAACGUUGUGCAGAUGAGUUUGUCAAAAAGGGCGGUGACCUCCAGAGCCCAAAGGAGCUCUACACCAUGCUGGAGAAAACGCAGUCAAGUGUAAAGUACUUCUGGAUUGCUGAGGAUGAGAUUAAACGAUUUUGAUGAAGCAGUUCCAAAUGAGUUGCCAGCUGUCAAAUAAACCUUAAAAAUCCACCAGAUCAUCGCAAAGGAACCUGGAAAGAUCCACCAUCGGGAGGUGUCCUGCAAUGGUGAAACCACCAGAGGACUUAAAAGGAAAGUUCAUAAUAGUCCAUUAUGAUUACCAGCUAUUUGUUGGACAAGUUUUGACGGUUGUAGGAGAGUAGAUGGAAAUCAGUUGCAUGCAACAAGCAGCUGAAAGAAAGAAUGAAUUUGCUUGGCCCCAAGUUCAGGACAUCACAUACUACUUCAAGUCGGAUGUCCAAGCAGUGAUCUCCGAACCAGAGCCGUGUACUACAAAACGAAGGAAUUCAAAAUUCUGCAACUCUGACUGGGAAAAGUUUACAGAGCUUUAUUAGUCCUAAUUCAAAGUUACACACCAGUUAGGCUACAGAAUACUACUUAGGCCUACACAAGAAAACGACAUACACAAGCAAUCUAAAAAGAAAUCCAUGUUUUAAAGAUGUUAUUGAAUGUUCAAACAAUGGAUUUGGUUAGUAUUCUGAUGUUCAGAAUACAGAAAUGUUUUGUUUUGAUGUUGGUGGAAUAAUUGUUUGUGCAUUUUUUUUUCAAAUGCAUGAUGUAAUGUCAUGACAUUACUUUGAGAAAGAUAUCCACUGUUUCGUGAUGAUUUUAAGCAAAACUACAGUUUUUUUUCCCAAUGUUUAUGGAAUGUUUUUUAAUGAAUGCUUUGUUUGAAAUGUUCAAUGCUGAUUUAAUCCUAUGUGAAUUAAAUUGUACCUCGUGUCAGUUAAACUAUGUUGUGUAGUUAAACCCAUGUUCUUUGUGUGUGGCAUAUGGGUAAUUUCUCUCUCUCUCUCUCUAGUAUGGAAGAGAUUUUAUGUUCAGUUAGCCUGCACAUUUUAAACAUCUUAUCCAGU
Messenger RNA from Oncorhynchus nerka (sockeye salmon), 5663 nucleotides. It is a transcript of the gene atf7ip, whose product is annotated as activating transcription factor 7 interacting protein. Gene Ontology annotation, biological process: regulation of DNA-templated transcription. The record is from RefSeq and is a predicted model, not a curated record. Gene Ontology annotation, cellular component: transcription regulator complex; nucleus. Gene Ontology annotation, molecular function: protein binding; transcription coregulator activity. Bases 108 to 3152 code for a protein of 1014 amino acids. The transcript is spliced from 16 exons. NCBI's taxonomy places the organism in Eukaryota, Metazoa, Chordata, Actinopteri, Salmoniformes, Salmonidae.